AUGAAGGAGUCCUUUGAAGCAUUAGCUGUAGCCAUGACAAGGGGCCAAACGCAACUUCGUAUCACGAAUAACAGAACCUUCCCAAAAUUCAAUGGUGAAGUUAGCAACUUUGCAUCGUAUUGGAGAAGAUUUCGGCGAACAGUCGAUGAAAAUGAAGAUUUUGACACCUUAGAGAAGGUCAAUCGCCUCUACGAAGGAUUGUCGGGCGAUGCUCUUCGAGUUACCGAGGGAAUAGAUGCCACGGUAGCAAAUUACGAAACUUUGAAAUCCAUAUUAGUAGAAGAAUAUGGAUCAUACACCAAAAACAAGGUUGACAUGGUCAACAGUCUGCGUAAUCUGAGAAAGGCCUCAAACAAGGCUUCAGACUGUCUUCACGUUCUCAGGGAGAUCAAAAUCAUAUUGAGACGUCUGGAAAACGCCGGAAGUGUGAUAACUCCUGAGUUUUGCUUUUUGGAAGUAACCAACAAAUUCCCAUAUCACAUCGUUAAGAAAAUCUUGACCGAUAAAACCCAGAAUUGGAAAGUGGAUGAAAUCCUUGCAAAAAUAACAGAAGAAGUCAAAGCCUACAGCUGGAAGAAAAAACCGAAAGAGAUUUCUCCAGUACUGUAG
Messenger RNA from Auanema sp. JU1783, 609 nucleotides. NCBI's taxonomy places the organism in Eukaryota, Metazoa, Nematoda, Chromadorea, Rhabditida, Rhabditidae. The record is from the annotation of a GenBank genome assembly.